This is a messenger RNA of Aphanomyces astaci, 1563 nucleotides long. RefSeq lists its product as hypothetical. NCBI's taxonomy places the organism in Eukaryota, Oomycota, Saprolegniomycetes, Saprolegniales, Verrucalvaceae. Gene Ontology annotation, molecular function: RNA methyltransferase activity; snRNA binding; O-methyltransferase activity. The transcript is spliced from 6 exons. Bases 31 to 816 code for a protein of 261 amino acids. Gene Ontology annotation, biological process: snRNA modification. The record is from RefSeq and is a predicted model, not a curated record.
UUUCAAAUCAGGAAGAAGCGCCAUCCCGACAUGAAGCGGCGCCAUGACGAGUCUCACGGAAAGGCCAAGGGGGAUGAGAAGCGUCUGCAUAAACCUACGAAGAACAAGCAGAAGGAAGGUGGAGGUGACGAGCAACUUCGCGUGGGGAACUUCAAGAAGUACUACGCAUUUCGCUUAGGCGGCGCGAUUGAAGGCAAAUUGGAAGAGGACUCCCGCUUGUCUGUGUUCAAGAAGGAAUGGUUUGAAGGCAAGAAAGCGUUGGACAUUGGAUGCAAUUCCGGGGACAUGACGCUGGAAAUCGCUCGGCGUUUCUCCCCUGCGUUCAUCAUGGGCAUCGAUGCAGACCCGGACUUGAUCACCCAAGCACGGGCGUCGUUGAAGGAGUACAUUUCGAAACUUGCCGUCACGGAAGCGUUUCGCGACGUCCAAAAAGAAGGCCACUCCGACAAACCCCAGGAUGACGGCAACACAGAGGACGACGAGCUGCCAUUGUCGUUUCGACUGUGGAAGCCGGCAACGCACCAUGUGUCGUCGGCAGACCCCUUGCCCAACAUUGGCAGUUUUGCGUCGGGGGUCUGCUUUCCAUACAAUGUCGUGUUCAAGCGUGAAAACAUCGUGGACGAUACCCACACGGGCAAAGAAUACGAUGUCAUUACAUGCUUGUCCGUGACCAAGUGGAUCCAUUUGUUUCAUGGCGAUGACGGGUUAAAGCAAGUGUUCCACUUGGUGUAUGCGUUGCUCAUGCCGGGCGGUCGCUUCGUCUUGGAACCGCAGGUACGUCGAGGAUGCAUGACGACGGCAUCAUGGACUUGCUGAUUGUAUGUAGAAAUGGAAGUCGUACUUCAAUCGAAAACACACCAACGCUACGACGCAAGCCAACUACGACCGCAUCGCGCUGCGGCCCAAGGACUUUGCACAGUAUUUGUGCCACACGGUCGGGUUCUCGUCCGUGGAACUGCUCAAAGUAUGCAGCACGUCCACGCACGGGUUCAAGCGACCGAUCUAUCUGUACACCAAGUAGCGUAGUGUAGCAGAUGCAGCCAUAUAUGUAUGCCUAAGUUCCCAACGAAAAGAUGGCCUACCUGUAUGAUCAUGUUAAUGAGAUUACUAGCGACGCAUUUGAGUGCUUCGCAUGUGCGCUCCCGUUUGACCUCGAGGACCCGACCCGAGCCCUAUAUGUGCGCCGCCGCCCAACCCCAAUGCUGGUAUCGACCCCCGAUGCUUCUUCCACAGCUUCACCCGUUUGAAGAACGGUGCAUGUUUCAGCAUAUCUGGGAACACGAUGAACACGAUUUGACUGCCUCGAAGGUACACAUGCUCGCAAUGGGUGGUGAUGCCGCGCACGUCGGUGCGGAUCGCGUCCUUGAGCAGGCAGUUCAUGUUGUCUUCGGUUUCGUCCAAGUACCCUCGAUACAGAUCUCCAUUCUUCAUCUCCACCGUCACGAUCGUGCCUUCCCCAUCAUGCAGGAGUAUCGUCGGAAUCCCCACGCCGCGCUUCCCAGUGACUGCCAUGCUUCACCGCCGCCGCCUUGCUUCGGUGGAUCAAGAUUUUAUGGGCAUUUG